This is a messenger RNA of Pecten maximus, 722 nucleotides long. RefSeq names its product tripartite motif-containing protein 45-like. Bases 12 to 722 code for a protein of 236 amino acids. Lineage: Eukaryota; Metazoa; Mollusca; Bivalvia; Pectinida; Pectinidae. Gene Ontology annotation, molecular function: zinc ion binding. The transcript has 2 exons. The record is from RefSeq and is a predicted model, not a curated record.
UAAACGUUCCUAUGAUGGCAUACUCAGCCCAGACGUCUUGUCGUCCGUUCGGGAGUAACAAGUGUCCGUCACACACGGGCCAGGAAGUUUCGCUUGUGUGUAUGAACUGUGACGGCCUGGUUUGUUUGCAUUGUGUCACCUCUAAGGAUCACAAAGGUCACGUUUUUGAAGAUUUGGGAGACAUAGUGAAAGAGGAAACAGAUAAGCUGAAACACAACCUCAAAAUCAACGAGGAAUACUACCUUCCUUCGAUAUUAAAAGGUACGAGUGAUGUCGAAAAGGAGAUAGCUAAAAACAAGGAGAAACACAGAGAAGCAUCUGAUUUGAUCAAGUCUAGAGUACGUGAAAUAAAAGAGGAAGCUAAAAAGCAGGGGGCUAUUCUGAUUAAGGCAUGUAAAGAGAACGAGACGAAGAAUCACAUUAGAUUGCUGGAGUGUCAGACAACACGUACGAACCAGCAAAGAGAAUGCCAGGACAAAAUAACGAACAUCAAAAAAACACUUCAAUCAGGAACAGAGAUUGAGGUGUUUGACUUGAAGAAAUGUACGGAUAAAACAUAUAUUUUGUGCCCGAUGCAUUCUCUGGAGCUUGUUACAUACCAACCUCGUACAUCUGCACCUGAACUGGUCAAGCAGGCUUUGGGAUCUUUGGAUCAUCAAAACACUGAUCAACAACCAUAUCCACAAGGCAUGAUCCUACAGCCCAUUUCUCGUAAGUUUUGA